Messenger RNA from Botrytis fragariae, 978 nucleotides. RefSeq lists its product as uncharacterized. The transcript is spliced from 6 exons. The coding region runs from base 1 to 978 and encodes 325 amino acids. NCBI's taxonomy places the organism in Eukaryota, Fungi, Ascomycota, Leotiomycetes, Helotiales, Sclerotiniaceae. The record is from RefSeq and is a predicted model, not a curated record.
AUGCAUACUAAGAACAAUCUGGCACUCUUUUCCCUCACAACUUAUGUUCUUUCUGCCCCCAUACCAUCUUCUAAAUUCUCAAGUCUUGGCUCAGCCUUCGGUAACUUGAAUUGGAACGGCGCAGGUAAUUCUGUUGGCAAUGGAAAUGAGGGUAAUGGGAAUGAUAAUGGUGUUGGAUCAGGAUCAUGGGAUGGGAAUGGUAAUAGAUUCGGCAAUGGGAAUGCUAUCGGGAGUGAUAACUCAGGAAUAAGCAUCUUGAAGCGUGGAUCUGGUUCAAAUGUUUUGGGCAGUGCCUUGAACAACUUGAAUGGGAAUGGCAAUGGCAAUUCUGCCGGAAACGAGAACUGGGGUAACGGAAACGGAAAUGGAGAUGACAGCGGAAGCUCAGAUGGCAACGGCAACAUUUUCGGAAACAAGAAUUCCAUCGGGUCAGGAAAUUCAGGGUUCAGCAUCCUCAACAAGGUAAGGAAAUCAAAAACUCCUACUAUAUCAUCAUACGUCAACGGCGUAUGGGUUGCUGCCAUUGAUCCCAUUACCAAUUCUCUAUCAUCAUCUGGAGAUGCCGCGAACGCUGUUGGCACAGUUACAGACAAUUUGGGUGGUAAUGCUGGUUCUAAUACUGCUGGUUCCUCCAAUUCGGGGAACGGGAAUGGUAAUGGUAAUGGAUCAGGUUCAAACAACGGAAAUGGCAACACAUUCGGCAAUGGCAAUCAAAUCUUUUCCAAUAAUGGCGGCGUCAAUGUGCGUCGCCAAUCCGAUGCGGCGGAUGUAAUUCCAGAUCAAACAGCCACCGGACUUGCCAAAGGUGUCAGCGAAGUCUUCAAAAGCUUUCUCCCAACGGGUCUACCAGGAAUUAUCAAAGGUGCAGCUACCGGUACCGAGUCGGAUUUUGGAAAGGGACAAAGUCAAAAACGCCAAUUGGUGUUGACUGGCCUAGGUGACAUUGUUGCACAGGAUGUUGCUACCUACAUCCCUUAG